Molecule: messenger RNA, 303 nt
Organism: Entrophospora sp. SA101
Lineage: Eukaryota; Fungi; Glomeromycota; Glomeromycetes; Entrophosporales; Entrophosporaceae
Source: the annotation of a GenBank genome assembly
AUGGUUUCAAUAGUUGUGCUGGUAUUCCUUAUAAUAGGAAUUUUACUAUAUCGUAAAUAUUUAUAUUAUAAGAAACUGAGAAAACUAAAUGAAGAUGGAUUAAUGAUACAACCCAGAACCAUCCCAUCACAUUUAGACGACAAUAAUCAUUGGUUAAAUAUUGGUAAUGGUGGCAGUGAUGGUACCGCUAAUAAUAAAAACAAUGCUCAUUUCAAUGAUAGCACUGUUGUUGGCAGUGGAAUUGACUAUAAUGGAAAUUCUCUUGGAUCGACCAAAAAACUUCCGAAUAAACCACCUAGAUAG